Molecule: messenger RNA, 399 nt
Organism: Botrytis porri
Lineage: Eukaryota; Fungi; Ascomycota; Leotiomycetes; Helotiales; Sclerotiniaceae
Exons: 3
Coding region: 1-399 (132 amino acids)
Source: RefSeq, a predicted model, not a curated record
AUGAAGAUCACCACUCCCCUCACAAGUCUAUUCCUCGGUUUCGCGAGCUAUACAACCAUCAAUGCUCAAACAACAGCCGACACAAUAAAUUCAUGUCAAGCCCAGAAUGCCAAUAAUUUCAUCUUCGCAAGCUACUCUGGCGACCUCGCAGCAACCUACGCAUAUUCCCUCUGUUUCCCAUUCGAAAUCUUCGGAAAUCCUCUUAAUUCCGCUCUCUUUUGUCGUGAUGCACAUUGUUCUUUUUAUAGCGACGAUGCCUGCACGGCACCCUCAGCUUUCUCAAUCACACCUAUUCCUUUCAUUCAAACUCAAGGUCUUCCCACAAAGCUAACAUCAAGCUUGGGGUGGAAAAGUGCAAAAUGUGGAAGUAGUUUAGUGGGGUUUACUUUAGGAGAGUAA